CGCCGGGGCUCGUUCCGCGAACGCGCGCGGAGCAUCCGCGGGUUUGGUGGGGCCGGGGGCGGCUGUUGGCGAACCGCGUCUGUGGAGACGCGAGGGGGGAGAGGAACUGCAGUAAAUGUGCGUGAGGGAGCGGCUGGAACGCGGCGGGGCUGCUGCCCACGGGAUGAAUCACAGCCGGGUCAUCCAUCGGGGAGGAGCGGGAACGGGAACACGGGCGGGAACGGGAGCGGCGGCGGGGACGGGGCGCUCCAUCGGCGCCUUGGGCGCUGCGAGCGGGGCCGCUGCCCGGAGCCGGGCCCGGGACGUGUCCGCAAGGCCGGGGGUCACUGAUCUCCCCGGGGAACCGGCGCUGGGAACGUCCCUCUCCCCGGGCGGGCGGUGGGUGUCUUACAGCUGCCAGCCCCCCGUCCCGUCCCGCAGUGCCCCCCUGUCCCCGGGGCUGCUGCCACGUGCCCCGGGCGGGGCUGGUGCCGGGCGCUCUCUGAUCCUGAGCUUUCCUCCAGUUCCUGCCAAAAACCUACCAGGGAGUUGUUGCCGCUGCAGCAGCGGGUAUCCCAGCGACCGAAUUUAUUAGUUAAAAUCUCUGGUUUGCUGGAUUUUGAACAAAAUCGUAAAAGACAAUGAGCAUCAUGAAGUUAAUUCAAACCACAGCUGGAUGGCUGAUAAUUAGCUCAGCCCUCAUCGUCAGGGUGAGGUCGGCUGUCACCUGCUGUUUGAGCCUCACAAUUGGUUGACGUGGUUUUUGCCAUCAGAAUUGCUGGAGAAUUACUCCAGUGUAGAGGCACCACUUUCAAUUAAUAUUUAACCAGCAGAUCCCAAUGCAUAUCCCCCUGUUCAAAGUCCAGUGUAGAGCCAUGCUGGAGUUUACAUUUCUGUCGUGGAAACUCAUUGCAACUCCCUGAGCCAAAUCCUUGGAUGGAGCUGUUCCACGGCAGCAGCCGGGCUCCAGCCCUGGAGGAGGAGCCCCCAGAACCCACUGGGCUGGGCAGGACCUGAGGGGGGGCUGGGGGCUCACCCCUCACUCAGACAGAGAGCCCCCCUGGGCUGGCACCAGCAGAGCUCAGCAGAGAGAGGGAAAUCAUAGCUAUGAGUGUCAAGGGGCAGAUUUUUGUGGUUUGGGUUUUUUCUGAUAGGAAAUCGUAUUUCAGGAGUAGUUUUUGGAAACUCUACUUAGUGCAGAAGUAAUCCUAAAAUUGCCUGUAGUGCAAAUUUAAUACAGACUUAAUGCAAAGGGUUCAUUGCCAUAAACAUAGUCCCUGUUUAAACUGCAGUACAAAUCCUCAAGUGCCAAGGUUGGAUCACUCUGUUUUCCCAUUGCACUGGUGGCUUCAUCCAGUUGAGAAUCACAUCUUUGCCGUGCUGAGGUUGCUGUUGAGUGACAGAAUGUGUUGGUUUGGUUUCCCUAAGCUGACAGACCUGUUGCAGCAGUAUGCAACUUCCUUCAGGGACCCCAUGAUGCUGCAGCCCCCGGAGUGGUUCAAGGCCUUCAUCUACUGUGAAGCCUUUCUCCAGCUGCCGUUCUUCCCCGUCGCCGCCUACGCCUUCCUGAAGGGUGGUUGCAGAUGGAUCAGGACUCCUGCCAUUAUCUACUCCACCCACGUAGCCACCACUCUGUUUGCUAUCCUGGCCCAUAUCCUGUUCCACGACUUCUCCAAGUCCGAGCACGUGGGCCCUCAGACGCUGCGUGAGCGCCUCGUUCUGCUCUCUAUAUACCUGCCCUACCUGCUGAUCCCCCUCCUGAUCCUGUUCACCAUGCUCUGCAACCCCCACUACAAACACGUGGAGAAGAGAAAAAGGAAGUAGCCCCCUCUGGAAAUCGUACCCACCACUCCUGUCCUGGAUUUGGUUCCAACCCUGUGCUCACGGAGUCCUCUGGGACAAACAUCCCUCUCGUGUUGGCUGCAACAGCUCCUGCCAGGGCACUGCAAGGAAAAAUGGAAUUGGUUUGAGUGCACAGCUCUGCUUCCACCACAAACAGCUCUGCCAGAGGCUGGGCCAGCAACCCCCGGGGCCUCUGGGGUCGGGUCUGUGCGGGGCCUCUCCAACAGGAAAAUGGACUUGUAACCCUUGAUGUGUAACUGUGAGGGCACACACUCACACUCUGCAGCUGGUAUUGUUCUUCCAAGUUCCCUUUUUCCAAGAUGACUGUUUGGAAACCACUUAAGUAGGAAAUCUGUCUUCCAACAGCAUAUUCUGCAGACUCCCCAAGUGAUUACACCCAGAUUUGCAAAGCUGUGCUUCUGAAACGUUUCCAAUCAUGUCCUGAUUCUUAACUUCCUCACCCCUUCCUUUGAAAUUUCCCUGCCUUUGCUCUGCUUCAUUUUGAUUAAUUAAUGUCUGAUCAGUGGUAAAUGUGCCAAACUCUGGAUUUAUGAUACUUAAAGUUACCUUUGAAAAUGAGGAAUAUUGCCUAGAGGAUUUUGAAGUACUUCAGGAAUUGUAAACAAGGAAUUGCAAAUUUCUCGCUUCCCUGAAAUCAUUUAUAGUAUGGAAAUAAAUAACUACCUGCAAUAAU
Pipra filicauda (Wire-tailed manakin) is the source of this 2515-nucleotide messenger RNA. RefSeq names its product transmembrane protein 97 (gene TMEM97). Gene Ontology annotation, cellular component: endoplasmic reticulum. The coding region runs from base 1225 to 1803 and encodes 192 amino acids. The transcript has 2 exons. Lineage: Eukaryota; Metazoa; Chordata; Aves; Passeriformes; Pipridae. The record is from RefSeq and is a predicted model, not a curated record.